GAGUCGCCCGUCGUCUGGUGCCCCUCUCUCGAUUGCUCCUCAUAAACCCUAGGCCUAAUCCUUCUCUUCUCCGCUUCUCCAUGGGGAAGUCGAGAGCGGCGAAGGAUCGCAACAACAAGCGCAACAACAAGAAGCGCAAGCUCGGCCUCAAGCCCCAGAAGAAGCAGCAGCCAAAGCCGCAGCGGCAGACGCAACGACAGUCGCAGCGGCAGCGGCAGCGGCAGCCGCAGCCGCAGCGUUCCCACGAUAACCUCGCACAGGAAUACGAGGAUCCCGUCCUCUUUGGAGGUGGCGCCGGCGGCGACGACGACGAUCCCGCCGCCGCUCUCUCCUCCCCUGAUCGGAUCCACCGCCUCCUCGAGCCGUACACCAAGGAUCAGCUCAUCAGCUUCCUCCUUGACGCCGCGGCCUCCGAUGCGUCCCUUCUCGCCCACAUCCGCACCAUGGCCGACCGCGACGUUUCCCACCGCAAGGUCUUCGUCCACGGCCUCGGCUGGGACGCCACUCGCGAGACCCUAAUCCAGGCCUUCGAGCCCUACGGCCCCAUCGAGGAAUGCAACGUCGUCGUCGACAAGGCCACCGGUCGUGCCAAGGGCUACGGCUUUGUCCUCUUCUGCUCUCGCGCUGGCGCUGUCAAGGCCCUGAAGCAGCCCCAGAAGAAGAUCAAGAAUCGCAUCGCCUACUGCCAGCUCGCGUCCGUUGGCCCCGUCCCCGCUUCCAGCAGCACGGACACCCCCGGGAGGAAGGUGUAUGUCAGCAAUGUCCACGCCGAUGCUGCCCCUAACAAGCUCAAGGCAUUCUUCUCCCAAUUUGGGGAAAUCGAGACCGGACCCUUUGGGUUCGACAUGCUCACGGGGAAGUCGAGGGGGUUUGCGAUCUUCAUCUAUAAGACGCAAGAUGGGGCGCGAAGGGCGCUCGAGGAACCAUACAAGAUGUUUGAAGGCCACCAGCUGCACUGUCAGCUGGCCACUGAGCAUGGGCAGAAGGGAAAGGCACCGGUUUUUGCUCCCAAUCCGAUGUCUAACGCUGCUCUUCUUGCGGCGCCACCGCAGCCUGUGCUGGCGGUUAUGGCUGCUGCACAGAACCUAGCUUUGUACAACCAGAAUCCAGCAGCUUUCGGUGCUCUGCUUGGGCAGAACCCACUAUUUGCCGCAGCUGCACUUAAUCCUGCAGCUGCAGCUGCACUUAAUCCUACAGGGUUGCUUGCAUCGCAGGGCCAGACUCUAGGAGGAGGAAUGGGUGUGGGAACUGGAGCUCCCUCAUUGCUGGGUGCUUAUGGAUCUCAGGCAUUGGCAGGUCUGCAAGGAUUACAGUCAUAUCAGGGUUCGCAACUUGGUCAAUCAUCAUCUAUGAGGCCUACCGGGUCCUAUGGAGGGUUUCCUUGACAUAUAUGAUGUGAGGAAGCUAGUACAAGAAGAAAGCAUGGGGCCUUGGAGGGUGGUUGUUAAAGGCUUCUCUAUCUAUUCAGGCUAAUAUGGAAGGACUUGUGUAACAGCCUUUGAGUGUGUUCAUCUCCAGUUCCACUAAGCUCAGUAACUCAAGUGGAACUCUUGGGGAAAGAACUUUUUUCACUUGGCAUGCUGCUCCAUUACUGUGAAACAUGUGUGUGUUUACUUUUGUAUUUAAGCAUUUUGGUGGCAGUUGCUAAUAUUAUUAAUUUUGUUCUUUUUGUUUUGUUA
Molecule: messenger RNA, 1679 nt
Organism: Musa acuminata subsp. malaccensis (wild Malaysian banana)
Lineage: Eukaryota; Viridiplantae; Streptophyta; Magnoliopsida; Zingiberales; Musaceae
Product: UBP1-associated protein 2B
Molecular function (GO): RNA binding
Source: RefSeq, a predicted model, not a curated record